AUGAAGAAGAGGCAUCUUCACCGGGGCGUCACAGUGGUGCGUGAGGUACCGCGGAGGGGUCAGGGUGCUCGGCAUGCGUACACCGCGUCUCCGUCUGGUGCCUGGGCACCGCUUCGCAUCCUCGUGUCGACAUUGGACCUGGAGGAUGAACGUAGGUAUUGUACUGCCUUAGGGCAGCAUCGUCCAAGCUUCAUUGGCGGUAAUGCUGUGUGCUACGGAGUACAUGUCCUGACUCCGGAGAAGAAAAGGGUGCUUGACCGCACUAUCCCGGUGGCCGUGAAGUUGCACACGGAUCGCCUUCUUGUGCUGCCUGUGGUUGAAUUAUUAAAAGUUCCUGCUUUAUCUGCUGAAAAUCCUUGUUUCCACUUUACUGUUCCCUCAACUCACCACAGUCCUGGUGUUGAGGGGUACGACACGGUGUUGUACGCAGCUGCAGGCCCGUCGCUCGGUGGCACCACUGUAGCGUGGACAUCUGUAUGUGCACAUCUCCCUGGAGGCCGUCCGGCGCUUGGAGCCAUGUAUUUUGCUCCAGAGAAAAUUGACGAUGGCCCUGUGCUGGCGCGCGUCGCUGCACACGAGAUGGCACAUGCACUCGGUUUUGAAAUCGAUUUUUUGAAGGGGCGCAACAUGGUUACUGUGCUGCCCUUGGUGCGAGGCAAGCGCAAGGUGUCCGUGGUGUCCUCUAGAAAAGUAUCUGAGUGGGCGAAAGUACACUAUAACUGCACAAGAGCCAUUGGUAUGGAGCUGGAGGAUAACGGUGGUGAUGGGACGGAGCUGUCGCACUGGAAGCGGCGUAACGCAAGGGACGAGUUGAUGAGCCCAAUUGUAAGCACUGGCUAUUACACCGCACUGACGAUGGCUGUUUUUGAAGACACGGGUCACUAUCGCGCUAAUUGGGGGAUGGAGGAGCCGAUGAGUUGGGGUAGGGACGCCGGCUGUGAAUUCCUGGAGGAGAAGUGCGUCAAGGACGGUCACACGAAGUAUCCUGAUAUGUUCUGCACAGCAGGUUCUCCAAAGUUUGUUUGUACUUCAGACCGUAUGGCGCUGGGAACGUGUGGAUUGUAUAGGUUCUCGCAAGACGUUGCGUGGGAGUACCAAUACUUUGCGGACCGUCGCCUUGCUGGUGGUCGUGGCGGCUUUAUGGACUACUGCCCCAUUAUUGUGCCAAAUGAAGUUUCCCUGUGUAGCGGCAAAACAAAGAGCACUGUGCGCGGGAGUCGCACCGGCCCUUCUUCUUGGUGUCUAAAAGGUGUCUCUCUGCGAGAGGGUGUGAAGACUGUUGGCGAUGUGUGCGCGGAGGUGGUGUGCGACAACGGGAUUGUCAAGGUGCGGUACGCUGGCAACACGCAGCUGCAUGUCUGCAAGGAAGGAAGCAUGCUUCAAGCAACAGGGACAUUCACGGGCGGCUAUAUUGUCUGUCCAAAGUAUGCAGAAGUGUGCACCAUUGCUCCAAACGGCAGUAGUCUCAUUACAAUUCCACCCGCAGCAACAGAAGAGGAACGCGUUGAUUUGGACGAGACAAAGCCGAAGGAUAGUGUUGGUAUUCGUGGUGAUGGAGGUCAAGAAGGAAUCGAUGAGGCUGCUGUGGAUGCCGAGUCGAGUGCCGCCGUUGAUACCGUUUCUGAAGAGCCGAAGAAAAGCAGUGAUGCCGGUAACAAUGAAACGGUGGGAAGUAACAGUGAUUCAUCUGGUGCUGUGACGGCAAUGGAGGAGAGCAGUACUGAUGACGAGUCAACAGAGGGAAAGAGCGGUAUUAACAGUUCGGACGCACAGAAGCCGGACGAACCUAUUGACAGUGGCGCUCCGCAACCGAACGAAGGCAGUGAGGCUGCUGCCGGCACUGAUGCCAUUGACCCUGUGAAACCCUACGGAGACCUCACUACCAAAGACCAAGCCAAAUCUCCACACAAGGAUGACGUUGCUGAUACCAUGCGGAGAAGAGACUUUCUGGAACGUCGUAGGGAGGCUUUUCAGGGUGUUGAGUUGCAUGCUCUUAAUGUUGAAAUGGAGGGUAUCAACGAUGAAAGCAUUAUUACUGAUUUUGUGGUUCCAUUUUUGCUUCUGUUCCUCACCACAGCAGCCAUAGUUGCUCUCUGA
Molecule: messenger RNA, 2097 nt
Organism: Trypanosoma grayi
Lineage: Eukaryota; Euglenozoa; Kinetoplastea; Trypanosomatida; Trypanosomatidae
Product: surface protease GP63
Exons: 1
Coding region: 1-2097 (698 amino acids)
Biological process (GO): cell adhesion; proteolysis
Cellular component (GO): membrane; cytoplasm
Molecular function (GO): metalloendopeptidase activity
Source: RefSeq, a predicted model, not a curated record